CCUGCGGGGCCAUCCCUGCUGGGCCAGGAGCUGCCUGCGCUACGGUACCCAGAGCGAAGUCCCGGGCCAGGCCCCCGCCAUGGUCCGGGAGAGGCCUCAGGGGAGGAGCUGUGGCGCCCUGCACCGGUGCCUGCUUGGCGCCGCGCUGCUGCUGGGCCUGCGACUCUGCGUCGAGCUGCGACGCGCCGGGUCGGGACCCCCAGUCCGCAGCGCCUCGCGAGGCCCGAUACCCCGACCGCCUGGGCCGCACCUGCCACUAGCGCCCGUCCCGCCGCGCGGCGCAAGCAAGAGACAGGUGACCUACGUGCGCAGCGGGCGCCGAGCACCGCCGGGGGGCGGCGGGAGCCGGACACCGGAGCCGAGCUGCUGUUCCCCUCGCGGGCGGCUCCGCCGGAAGGGUCCCCGGUGGCAUAUAGAGCUCCAGCCUUGGGCAGGCCCUGCUCAGUCCCUGGAUGAAGAAGCCUUGAGGUUCCUGCGAUACAUCAGCACCACCCAGAUUGCAUGUGAUCACAUGAGUACAGACAGCUUGGCUACUGACUCCAGCUCUGCAAAGAAGCCCUGGUUGGUGUGUCUUGAUGACAGGUUUGGCUUAGCUCAUCAAAUCCGCAACAAGCAGUGCCGCCUCUACUCUUUAGGGCUGGGAAGUGAUGAUACCCAUUUUGAGGUGAGCAUGGCCAAUGAUGGAUGUGAAGUGCAUCGUUUUGAUCCUAGUGUCAAAUCAGCUCACAUUCUGGAAAGUCAGCGCCUUUGGUAUCACCGCUUGUCCAUCGAUUGGCGGGAUCCCCAUCCAGCUGUUGCUGCCCAAAAGCUGCAUAGCAAUACCAGAAAACUAGGAAGCAUUUUGAAUGAAUUUGGGCAUCACAAGAUUGAUGUUCUCAAGGCAGAUCUGGAAAGUGCAGAAUGGAAAGUUUUGGAAAAUCUUAUUCUGGAAGAUGUCCUUGAACAGAUUGGACAGCUCAUCUUUGAGAUCCAUCUCCACUGGCCUGGGUUUGAGGUCAGCGGCAGUGACAGUAGCGUCGUGCGGUUCUGGUACAGCCUCCUCAAAGAGUUAGAACAGAAGGAUUUCAGGCUUUUUUACAGUUAUAAAGACUUAUCUAAACCUCAGCUAUUUCUGAAGAAAGACAUUUUCAAUGCUAGUAGCUGUUACACUCUGAGUUGGGUGAACACAAGAUGGAAAUAGGAUGCAGGACCUCAUCCAGAAUUCAAGGAAAUAUUUGCAAAAUAGAGCAUGUCUGUGUUUCUAAUCCCAGAUUUGCCUCCAGCCUCCCACUGGUCCAUUACCUGCUCGAGGCAGGGAUUUUGAUAUUGUCUGUGCAGUGUGUGUAGCCUGGUGCUUGGUAUAUGAUAAGGACACAGUUGAAGGGAUGGAUACAGUGACCCCAGUUGCUUAAACUCAGGCUCUUUGCCUUUAACAGAGUGGGGAUGUUUGUCCUCCUUCACUUUCACAUGAAGGGUAAUCCCCCACUCAUUCCUAAAAGUCCUCAUGUAUCUGUAGUCCAACAUUAAAAUGGAAUUAUGUAAAUUUUCCAUUUUUAGUAGGUUGAUGAGAAUUCUUAAGUUUGUUGUCCACUGUUUAAAAUUUGACUUUGAUUCAUUUCUUUCAAGGUUUUCUUUGUUUACAAAUCAAUCAUAUUCUUUACCACCUGCUGGAUUUCAAUCGUUGUUUCUCAGCCUUUGCUGAGGCUUGUUGUGGCUUUAUAAAAUUCAUUGAUUCUGGUUUCUUAGAAUCAGACGCACAAAAUUCUGUCACUGAGUUUAAAAAAACUAGACUUUCAAGGGCUUCGAUCAAGAUUCUCAGUCUCAAAAUCUCUCUCUUCCUGUGAAAUUUAGCACAUGUAGGACUGUUACCUCUUCGAUCUGCAGACAUGACCCCCACCCCGUACUUGCCCAUGCUGUCAAAUCUUUUUUUAAAUACACUACUUUGAGUAUUAAGUACAUUUUUCUUUAUUGCCAGGGCAUUAUUUAUAAGACUGCAGCCUGAGGGGCCAUAGUAUCUGUCUUCCCUAGAAUGGUAUUAUAGUGUUUCAGAGUUUCUAAACCAUUUUACAUUUUUAGAAAUGAAGCAGAGAAUGUAGGCUCUCAAUAGUUCAUAUGAUGUCCUCCAUUCCUAUUUGUAGGAAUAGAGUUCUAUGAGUGAUUUUUAAAAAUUCUAUUUUAAAUAAAUUAGGUAGUAUAAAAAUAAACUAAAUAAUUGCCUUAUUAUAAAUUAGGUCUAUUUUUGACUUUUUUUUUAACAUACUGAAAGAGUGUGAAAACUAUGUGUAUUGUUUGUUCAAAAAAUUGCAGGGAGGAGUAGAGCACUGAAUAUUGUCAUGGUUUUUCCUUCUUACGGGUUUUUACUUGUUUCUGCCUUCAGGUUCCCUGGCUGGAUUUUUCUUUAUUGCAACAAUUUGAAAAUACCAUUCCUCAAGUGAGAAACCAAGAUAGAACAGAAUGAUUUAACUUGAGUUCAAAAGAGAACAGACUUUCUGAAUUAAUUGUGAUGAUUUUUAAAAAUAUAACAAAGUUUUGAUUUGAAAACUCACAGUACACUAAUAAAAGCUGUUGGGUUGAGAGAACCAGCUUGAAGAAGUGUAAUUUGAAAUGGCAUUUCAGUCUCUUUGAUGUGCAUAGGCAGUUCAAGUGUGCAGAAGGGUCCAUAAACACUCUAAAGUGGUUUAUAACUGUUACUUUGUAUGCUGCCCUCUCUUAAGCUAAGUUCACUUUGGUCAGUCCAAUUCCAUUUGAAUUAUGUUACAGAUUUUUUUUUCACAAAAUUUUAUACACGGAAAUACUUAGUAUAUAUUCUUAUAUCGUAAAGUGUGGAGUGUGCUAGCUUUAAGUAUGCAGUCUGAUCAUCUUUUAGAUGUGUAUGCAACCAUAUCAAGAUUUUUAAUUCAAAGAGUUAAUUUAAGGCAUUACUGAAAGCUACUUUGUAUAAGGCCAGUUAACCAUUUGAUCCAGAUUGAUGGUGCAGAACAUUGACUUCAUCACUCUCUAUAUCUGAAGCAAGAAUGGAUGUACUAUUGAAAAAAAUAAACCACAAACACACCUACCCAUACCCACCAACUGGGCAGCCUGUUCAAUAGUAAUCCAUACUUAUUUAUGCUUAUUUCUCUUCAUGGAUAGUUGGAAAUUACAAUGAAUAUUCUGAUGACUGCCAUGGUUUCUGUCUCUAGAAUUGGUUAUGUUUGUCAUAUAGGUCAGGAUUUCCUAACCUCACCACUAUGCCAUUUUGAACUGGUAAUUCUUUGAUGGCGAUGGAAGACUGUGCCAUGCACUAUAGGAUUUUUAGCAGCAUCCCUGUCUUCUCACUAGAUGGCAGGAGCAAGAACCUCUUCACAAACUGUGACAACCAGAUGUAGCUCCUAGACAGUGUCAAAUGUCUCCCAGCGGGCAAAACCAUCCAGUGUGGAGAAGUAGUGGUGUAGGUCAUAAGAAGGGGAUCGGGUUACCACAGCAUGGGUGUUUGCUUUAAAAAAACAAGCAAACACAACAUCCUCUUGGAAGGAAGAGACAAAGCAAUAACCAUCACCACCAGAACCAACAUAAAAGCAGCACAAACAAAAUGCAGCAAAUGAACAAAAUCAAGAUCUUACCAAGAUCUUACAAUGUGCCAUGUAGUUUGCAUAGGUUAUUCCAAAUUCUGUCCACAACUCAGAAAUUAAGUAUAAUUUUACCAAGUGUAUGGGCAAAGAAACUCUGAGAGGUUACAUAGCUUAUUCAGAUUAUUCUACUAGUAGAUGGUGGAACAGAAACCAACCCUUUGGUCUGUCAGAUCCCCACAAAGACUAUACCUGGUUCCCACCAUGGCUUCUGUAGCCAUUACCAAAUGUAAGAUGCCACACUGGAAAGGCACUUUUUUGGCCUAUUAGUGAAAAAGGGGUGGGUAUGUGAAUAACAUACACUUAAACCAGACCUGAAAAUCUGUUAGCAUUAGGAUAAUUUUGUAGCAUAUAGAUUUGUUUUAUUUGAACCAUCUAUGUAAUCAAAGUGAGCCCAUCAAAUGGAGGCUUAGUGAAGAAAUAUGGGAACCCAAUGACUUUUCUGUUAAUAUAAUUAGAUUGCCAGAAGAGCUCUUGCCAGGCCUUGGAGGGACUCUUGCCCAGGUUUGUUCCAAUACUUGGUACUUUCCUCCCAGGCUUUAGAAAGGGCAUAGUGUGAACUUCCUCCCUUCUUUAAAACUUGUCUUUGACCUGCAAAUGAAUGAGCUAAGAUGUGAACAUCUGACAUAUAUGUCUUCAACUCUUACCAGAGUAGUGUAUUUCAUAAAUGAUUCUGAAAAUACAAAUUUAAUGAUGCUCUGAUCGAAUGAUUUUUUUAAAAUUUGCACUUUUUUAGGGGCAAAGACAUAUGAGAAUGUAAGAGAUUCAGAAGUCAACUUUUAAAGCACAAACUCUGUGUCAUGUGUUGAGUUGAAAGUCAAAGAAAAACUAUUUCUCCUUCCUCUUUUCUUAGUGUGAUUGUGUUGGAUACAGUUAUAAUAGGUCAUCAUAUAAAUAUUUGUAACCAUUUGACAUGUUCACAUGAAGAGAACCAGGGAAAAGUGAACAAACUUCUAUUAGAAUCAACUGAAGAUUCACUAAUAUUUACAUCAGGGUAGAACAAAAGUAAAUGCAUGAAUUUACAGUGCUUAGUCCAAAUCUGUUAUUCAUGUAAGCAUUUCUGCAUUGGUUAUAAGAUCUUUUAGUAAAUACAACCCUAGAUUUGAUUUUCUUAAGUAUUAAAUGUUUGGAUUUUGCAAAGCUCAGAUUAAACCAGGAAGUCAGUUCAUAAUAUUUUGCCAGUUUAAAAAUGCAGGCCUUGUCUGAACAGAUGAUUUUACUUGACAAUACAACAAUACCUCCAAAACUCAAUUAAUGUAAUUGUUCUUUUCUGCUGGCAAUAAAUUUAUGUUUGUUUUUUAAGCAAUAAUUAUUUUCAUGCCUACCAAUUGCUGGCAUUUUGGGAAUUUGAUAAUAUAUUUCACUAUAUGCUGAAGUCUCUUCCUUUUAUUUACCUUAAAAGAGUUGUUUUAAUUUUAUUUUUAUGAAAUCAUAACCCAAAGAUUCAAUGUAUUUUUAAAACUACCGAAAUUUGGAGAUUAUUAAGUUUUUUGAAUAAUUUUGUUAUAUUGCUGUCUUUAGAAAAAUAAAUCAAGCAGGCUUAAUGUCAUUUUUAGAACUAUAUGGAAAAAUGCUCAUUCUCAAUGUAUUAAAACAAAUGCUUUCACAAUCAGCAAUUUCCUAUUCUUCUCAUAUAAAAUAUUAUAACUGGGCUGAGGCUGUAGUUCCAUGACAGAACACUUGCCUAGCCAUGUGCAAGGUACUGGGUUUGAUCCUUAGCACCACAUAAAAAUAAACAAAUAAAGGCAUUAUGUCCAUCUACAAAAAUUUUUUAAAAAAUUUAGUGAUUGAUUUUGUACAGUAGGGUUGGAAUAGGAUUUUUUUUUUUGUGGGGUGACUUCAAAUUCUAAUCCAGACUACUUCAAUAGAGAAGCCAAGUACACGCAAGACUGAUAUCUGUAUGUAAGUAGAAAAGAUCUGUUGUACAACAUGGUGAUCAUAGUUAAUAAUGAUGUGUUGUAUUCUUGAAAAUUGCUGACAGUAGAUUUUAAAUGUUCUCAUCUCCCCAAAAUGAUGUUAUUAGCAUGAUUUAGUCAUUCCUCAAUGUUUAUGUAUACAAAAAUAUCUUAUACACUAUAAACAUAUAUAAUUUUUACCUGUUAAUUAAAAAAGUAUGUUCCAUGAAAUAUUUUGGACUUUUUAUUCAUGAAAAACAAAACAAACAAAAUCCAACCACCAGUAGAACUACAGUGGUUGGUAAAAAGGUUGUGUUCCAGAGUUCUACAGUGGUCCUUCCACUCUAGGUGUCUCUCAGGAGGCCUGACCUCUCCAUCAUAGGGUAAUGGUUAAUGUACAGUUGAUGGAGCAAUCAGAGGUUAAUGUACAGUACAACAGGCGGCCUCCUGGACCCUGACUCAGCACUGUGCUAGCUUAUAUUCUAACUGGUUUGUCUUCUGCUUACUUGUCAUUGGAUAUAGGGCAUAUCAGUAUCUACUCCUGUGUGGACAUAGAUAAGAAACGAAGGUUCAAGUGAGUUCUGUAACAUUGAUGAGAAACUACAAUUAUGUACUAGUAAAAAUAUGCUAUUCAUUGUCUGUGUAAAAAUAUUAUUUCUCAAGGAUUGAUGUCAGAAUAAACAUCAUUUGCUCAGGGACUCCCUCCUUAAGGUCUCCACUCUGUGUUCCCAGGGACCUCUGUUCUUCCUAUUUUCUCUUAUUGUGCCUCAAUGUAUCUGCUUGUAUAAUGUGUGUCUUUCCCAGCAGACUGUAAGCUCCAUGAGGGUAAGGGCCAUGUCUGUAGCCCCAGUGCUUACUGUGGAAACUGCUAGUUAAAAGGUGUUCAAUAUAUAUUUGUUGAAUAUAAAUUUUUAAAAGCUCUUUCAUACAGAAUUUUUCUAUGAAAUUAUUUCAUAAUCAUUUUCUAUUCUUGCA
This is a messenger RNA of Sciurus carolinensis (gray squirrel), 6454 nucleotides long. RefSeq names its product methyltransferase like 24 (gene Mettl24). Bases 80 to 1180 code for a protein of 366 amino acids. NCBI's taxonomy places the organism in Eukaryota, Metazoa, Chordata, Mammalia, Rodentia, Sciuridae. The transcript has 5 exons. The record is from RefSeq and is a predicted model, not a curated record.